Molecule: messenger RNA, 2102 nt
Organism: Chaetura pelagica (chimney swift)
Lineage: Eukaryota; Metazoa; Chordata; Aves; Apodiformes; Apodidae
Gene: DYNC1LI2
Product: dynein, cytoplasmic 1, light intermediate chain 2
Exons: 13
Coding region: 1-1431 (476 amino acids)
Biological process (GO): microtubule-based movement; microtubule cytoskeleton organization
Cellular component (GO): centrosome; cytoplasmic dynein complex
Molecular function (GO): dynein heavy chain binding
Source: RefSeq, a predicted model, not a curated record
AUGGACAAGGGCAGCCUCGCUGAGGGGGUGCAGGAGAGCGAGUGUGCGGGGCCCGAGAGGUCCUCGAUACUCAGCGAAGUUUCUACCCGGUCAAGAUCUAAACUGCCCUCGGGCAAGAAUAUCCUUGUUUUUGGUGAUGAUGGUUCAGGUAAAACCACACUUAUGGCUAAAAUACAGGGAGCAGAGCAUGGAAAGAAAGGAAGAGGGUUGGAAUACUUGUAUCUAAAUAUUCACGAUGAAGACAGAGAUGAUCAUACUCGCUGUAACGUUUGGAUUCUGGAUGGAGACUUAUACCAUAAAGGCCUAUUGAAGUUUGCAGUUUCUGCACAAUCCCUGCAAGACACCAUUGUAGUCUUUGUUGCAGAUAUGUCUAGACCUUGGACUGUUAUGGAGUCUUUACAGAAAUGGGCCAGUGUCUUGCAAGAACAUAUUGAUAAGAUGAAAAUUCCUCCAGAAGAGAUGAGAGACAUGGAACAGAAGUUUAUAAAGGAGUUUCAAGAGUAUGUAGAACCUGAAGAAGGCUACCAAGGAUCACCACAAAGAAGAGGUCCUUCUGGCCAAGAGGAUGAACAUGUUUCUUUGCCACUUGGAGAAAAUGUGCUGACUCACAACCUUGGUAUUCCUGUGCUGGUAGUUUGUACAAAAUGUGAUGCAGUGAGUGUAUUAGAGAAGGAGCAUGAUUACAGAGAAGAACACUUUGACUUCAUUCAGUCACACAUUCGUAGAUUCUGCUUACAGUAUGGGGCUGCCUUGAUUUAUACAUCAGUUAAGGAGGAAAAGAACCUUGAUCUGUUGUAUAAGUACAUUGUACAUAAAACAUAUGGGUUUCAGUUUACCACGCCUGCCUUAGUGGUAGAAAAGGAUGCAGUUUUUAUACCUGCUGGUUGGGACAAUGAGAAGAAAAUUGCUAUUUUACAUGAAAACUUCACAACAGUGAAACCAGAAGAUGCAUAUGAGGACUUCAUUGUAAAACCUUCUGUACGAAAGUUAGUCCAUGAUAAAGAGCUGGCAGCAGAAGAUGAACAAGUAUUUCUUAUGAAGCAGCAGUCAUUCCUUGCCAAACAGCCAGCAACGCCUACAAGAGCAUCAGAAUCUCCUGCAAGAGGCCCUGCAGGAUCCCCAAGAACUCAAGGCAGAGCUGGUCCCACCAAUGUGCCCAGUGCCUCACCAAUAACAUCAGUUAAGAAACCAGAUCCAAAUAUUAAAAAUAAUGCUGCAAGUGAAGGUGUCCUGGCUAGCUUCUUUAACAGUCUGUUGAGCAAAAAGACUGGCUCUCCUGGGAGUCCUGGUGCUGGAGGAGUGCAAAGUACAGCCAAGAAAUCAGGACAAAAGACAGUUUUGACAAAUGUUCAAGAGGAAUUGGAUAGGAUGACUCGCAAGACAGACUCUAUGGUAACAACAAACUCUCCUCCAACAGAGAAUGAAGCUUGAUAAUGCAUAAAAAUGCCUAUGUAAAUGACCAAAUAACUAUGUAUAUUGAUCUGAUAAGACCAGGAAUUUUCUGCUAUGGCAGAUGCUAUCAGUUUUUCUUGGGGCAGGGGAAAUGAGCUUACUACGUCAUUGCCUUGUCCCAGUAAAAAGUGCACAUUCAGGAAGUUUGCAUAUAAAAUCCCUCUGUAUAAGAUAACCAUUUAGAGUUUAUAUAGGGCAAUUCUUUUGGUUUUGGAGGUAAGCAGGUGCAGCUGCAUUUCCUGUUGUGAAGAACACAGAGAAGCAAAAUGGAGAAUUCUUAUGAAAAACCUACUACUGACUGCACACGAGGCAAGAAAGAUUAAUGAAAUCCUCUUUCAGAGUUACUGGAAUUGGCUACUUGUAUGUUUGGAAAUGCGUUGUAUUCUUGGAAAGGUGGUGGUGGUGUAACAGAGCAUUAAUUAGGUGAGAGAAGCCUAGGUGGGGAAUGGAGCCCUAAAAGGGGAAACAAGUUUGGGACAGUGAGAAACUAGAAUGUUGGAUUGACUGGAGAGGAGCAAUGUUGUUUAAUCCUGUGUUUCACAUAGGGUAAAUAGUCACUGUUUUAAAAAGGCUACUUUACAUUGGAUAAUUCCAGGCCAAACACUAAGCAUUAUGGGAAUUUAUUCUUACUAUAAAUCUUCUUUUAGUUU